AUGGCUGCCACUCAGGCAUUCCUCAGUAGCCGAGCCUCGCAGGCAAACCUGUCAGCCUCCGCCGCAGCUCAAGCCCUGAGAACCAUGUCUCCGCCUCCGACCCCAGUGGAUCAGGUCCAGACAAAGCGCAUGAUUCAAAGGCAAGCUUCUUCCGGUUCUCUUUCAAGUUCAGCUCGAGGUCGAGGAAGAGGCGGCUUGCAGAGGCACAACAGUGCUGGGUCUAUGACUGAGAGGACAUUUAGAACUCCGUCGCCUUCGCCUUCGCGACCCGUCUCGCGCUCAGAACCCCAGGCCCCUCCGCUACCGACCAUUCCGCAGCAAUUUACUCCCCCCUCGACCACAUCCGUUAAGAAGAAGAAGAAGAAGAAGAAGAGAGCAUCGAGCCAAGAAGCACCUCCGCCUCGCGUACUCUCGCCGCCACUGGUGAGACCCCAAACCCGUGGCCAGAGUCUUGACAGGUACGGAUCGCCUCAGCAGCAGCCACUGCCGCCGCCGCCGCCACCCAACUUUCCCAAAAACAACAGCCUUCCACAGAACAAUGAUCUUGAGCGUGUUGACAGCCGUAACUCCAUCAACUUUUCGAGACCACUGUCGCCUCGACCUCAAUCUCCGGUGGCGCAAUCCCCAAUGGCACAGUCUCCAGUUCUCAUAAACGGCGAUCGACCUCACCCCGAUGCUGUCGCAAGGGCGAUAUCUCCGGCUGAAGCCGCAGAUAUUCAAUACGAUCUUGCGCAAACAGCAAAUCAGCCAGUCAAAAAGAAGAAAAAAAAGGUUGUCAAUGGCGCAGUGGAAGGUAGCUAUCUGCAAAGUGCGACAAUGGGGAGCAGGCCAGUUGUCAAUCCGCUAGAACGAAGCCCAGAACCGCAAAUCCAAGCCCUCUCAGAUCAGCAACCUCUUGCGAGGAAGAAAAAGAAGAAGCCUGUGUUUUCUGAGGAGAACCCUGAUUUUCCGACCGACACCUCGCGGACGGACUCUGAUUCAGAUUCGAACAUUGAGCGCAAGAGAGAGAGGCGGACUCAGAGAGCAUCGGGAGUAUUGCAGAAACAGCCAUCUAUUGUUCGAGAGGACUGGGAAGGCGAACAGCAGGAGCAAGCCAGUCCACCACAGGCCCGUCAAACCACACAUGCCACCCUCAACUCCGCCCAGGAGUCGACAACUCCGGUUCAGGAUAAGCGUCCUACAAAUGCAACAGGUGCAUCCAGGAAAAUCGAGUCCGCGGUACCGCCGCCCGCCCCCGAUCGACCUCGUUCUCCAGAGAUGCACGCAAUUGCCGCACCAGAUGGCCGCGAGGAAUCGCCAGCUUCGAUGAGCCACCUCCAAGUCACUGAACAUCAGCCUAUCCGGGGUGCUUCUCUCAGCCCCUCACGGUCCACUCGUUUCUCGGAGAGAUUGUCGUCAGACCUUGCUGCAGGGCGAAAACACGAACCUCCUCCGCGGUCAAUAUCGCCCGCUAAACCUGCCCUCAAGCAUCAUUCUCCCGCGCCAGCCUUCUCCGGCGGCGAGCCUCGUGGCUCUAGUGUUACCCCGAGCGAGUCGUCUGAUAUAUCGAGCGCAUCAGCCGAUGGCCUCCCGAAAAGGAAGAAGUCUGUGCGGGUCAGCUUCGAGGUUCAACCAGAAGUCGUUGGCACGGCCGCAAGCGUCCAAAGUCCGGCAGAAAGUCCAGGCAAGGAGAAAAAAGGAUGGCUCGGCUUGGGAAAGGGCAAACCAGUCUUGAACACCGUCUCCUCGAACGAUGACAUGGAAGAGCUGAUGAAGCCACGCCCGCAACUUCCAUCGUUCGGGAGUGUCCGCGGGCAAAAAUUUAGGGAUAUCAAUGAUUCUAACACCGCACCAAUACCAAGGCCACCUCCAGAAACUCGUACGCCACCCGUAGAGGGCAAGAGUUCUACCACAUCGGGGACCUCUUCAGAAACAUCCAGCAACUACAACCCCUAUUCGGCAGCAGGCGUAUCAAGCGAUCAUGCUGUAGGGGCUGUCUUCGCUCAAGAAGCCCGAAAGACCCUUGGACAGACCUCUGCAAAUCGAUCCAAUGAACCCCUCCCGCCCGAGGUGACCUCCGUAGAGGGCACGGUGUCAUUUUCCGACGAAGAAAACGACACUUCAGGGGCUGAGGAGACUGUGUACACACCCCCUGCUCGCAUAGGUCGCGAAGGUGAAGCUCGCACAGACGCAAAGACCACCCAGGCGAUAGUAAUCAAUCAACCAGUCAGACCAGCUGUUGAGCAGCCUCUUCAGACGGAAGUGCCUGUGGUAUCCGUCUCCCCUCCUACCCCUGCUGAAGAACUGAAACCCAAUGACCAAUAUCUUGUGGAGGUUCCAGGAGGGUUUCCUCUGUCUGCGGAACAUCUAGGCAAACGCGACGAGUUAAGCAAGGGGCCGCCCGUCACAAUUAGACUCCCAGACUUGAGUUCACGUACUGUCGCGGAAGUGAUAGACGAAGAUGAGUCGGACAAUGAUAGCAUCUACAGCGAUGCGGCAGAAGAUCCCUCGGAGAUGGAAGGAAUGGGAUUCGGUUCCAUUGACGCGAUUGUGGAAAGUCCCAUUGUAACUCCGCCAGCACUUCUGACUUCACCAGAGAGUCCUCUUGCGCGAGUAUCACCUUCAGUUUCUCACGAUGCACUGGACGCCGGAUCUUGGGAGGAAACACAGGCCCGCUGGAGUGGCAUCGCGGAGCAGACGAGAUAUCUGCCCAGCCAUAUCAUCAAAAGCCAACCAACAUGUGCGACCGCUAUCCACGAUGUGGAGCAGGCGAAGCGAGCUCUAGAACACCAGCCCGUGCAAGAGAGGACGCCGGAGGCUGCAACAACAGUAUAUAACAAGAUAUCGCAACCUGUACAACCUCGACCUACACGGCCCCCCACAUCACAACCUAAACGCAAAAAGAAGUCGCCUGCUGCAAUAGCCGCUGCUGCCUCUGCACCGGCAGCAGCGGCAGCUACGCAAGGAUUAUCAGACUCGCCUCUACGCAAAAGGAACCAACCUUCUGCGUAUCCAACGAUCGAUGGCCCAAACCUUGGAUAUGCUGCAGCCGCUGCAGCACCCUUCCGACAGUCAAUGAGAGCCAGCUCCUCUCCAGAGGCUGAACCUGGGUUCCGCAAGACUCUGCGUAAUGAGAACCGCAAUUCAAUGCCAGUUUCAAUGGUCUCCCCACAACAACAACGAGCAAGCCAACCGCUGACGUCUAUCCCUCCAACCCAAUCCCGAUCAGCACUCCAAAAGAAGCACAUACCUUCAGCCGCGGCUGCCGCUAUCUCCGCCCCCGCGCCUCGGACGCAGCCUGUUCGCCCAGUUGUGACAAACGACAGUGACUCGGAGAGCUCGUUCCGGAAGGCUCGUCGCAGUAAGUCAACUACGGGCGGCAAAUAUACAAUGCGUCGAAGUAUGCGAGGUCCGGCCCAACCAAGUCUACGAGGAGAUAGGCUCAGUGGCAUCCGAUCAGUUUCGCCCGUGGGCAGGCGACCGUUCUCAUCGGAUGGUUCUCACACCAUGAGGCAUACUAUGAGAGCAUCAAUCGACAAUGUGCCGACCCUUCGCGGGUCGACCGACUUCAGAAGAUCAUCAUCCUUGUUUGCUCGCCAGCAGACAGGUAAGGCUCCUACUCUUUCCAUGAGUAUGGGCGGGCAGAACAACCGAUCCCGCACCCUAGACUCUGAUGACGAGGAUGAACACCCUCAACGCAGCAAAUGGCGUUCCCGUUUCGCAGACGAUAGUGACGACGAAAUUGACGUACCACAAUUUGCCCCGGUGCGUGGCAUUCCUCGUGGAAACAACGAUGAUGAAUCUACAGACCUGGAUGACAGUUCAGAUGAGGAGCGGGCGGCACCAAAAGCACAAGCCACACCCAAACUUCAAAUUCCCCAGGUUGGUUCACCUGCGCCACUUAGCAGUGCUGAGGCCGUGUCUCCGAGUAGUGAGAAGAAGCGGGGAAUACUUGGAAUAUUCCGCAGCAAGAAGCCAAAAGAGGAGGGACUGUCACCGGUGGUCGAAUCUCCGCAAAUGCCCGCGAAGGCCACAGAUACGACCAAAGCGUCUCGGCUUGGAUUCGCUUCGACUGCCGAAAGAGACAGAGUCAUUGCGCAGACGAGAGCCAAGUUGGAGGCUGCAAAAGAGCAACAGAACGUUCGCGAGCCACAACAUGGGCAUGCCAAACUGCACCGGCGGCACGGGCCCGAGCGAAUAAUGAGUGAUUCUUGGCCGCUACCUCCCGCAUUACCAAAUGAGAACCCUCGGCCGAGCACCGCGGAUGGGCCUCUGAUGCGAAAUGGAACGACGAGGCUGAACCAAGGCAGCAUGCGCAAACCCCAUGAGGUUCCGGAAGUCGUUGGCCGCAGUGGGAAAAAGAAGAAGUUCCCCUUGUUACGCAAAGCCUUUGGGCUGAAAGACUAA
This is a messenger RNA of Cladophialophora psammophila CBS 110553, 4386 nucleotides long. RefSeq lists its product as uncharacterized. The record is from RefSeq and is a predicted model, not a curated record. Bases 1 to 4386 code for a protein of 1461 amino acids. The transcript has a single exon. NCBI's taxonomy places the organism in Eukaryota, Fungi, Ascomycota, Eurotiomycetes, Chaetothyriales, Herpotrichiellaceae.